Molecule: messenger RNA, 1739 nt
Organism: Amorphotheca resinae ATCC 22711
Lineage: Eukaryota; Fungi; Ascomycota; Leotiomycetes; Helotiales; Amorphothecaceae
Exons: 3
Coding region: 363-1739 (458 amino acids)
Biological process (GO): isocitrate metabolic process
Cellular component (GO): mitochondrion
Molecular function (GO): magnesium ion binding; NAD binding; isocitrate dehydrogenase (NADP+) activity
Source: RefSeq, a predicted model, not a curated record
GACAGCUUAGAAUCAUUUGCCCUGGUCUAGAUUGAAAGUCAAAAAUGAUUUUCUCGUUUUGCCCCCCCAAGAUGUGACGCCUCAAAGCCAAGAGCGGAUUUGCCAUCUCGUCCUCCGUCCCGUUCUGUUGCCAACAUCCUCUUUUGCCGUCCACCUGCCUAUCUCUCUCUGCUCUGCUGUCGUCGGACCCAGCUGCCCGCCCACUCCUGGCUCUGCUAUUCGUCAUUGGACGCUUCUAACUUUACCCGCCCUUUUCCCCGCUCUAAGGUCGGGACAACAGCCUCGGAAGGACAGGCAGGCUAGGAAUCCUUUGCAAGCAAUUAUAAGCAAUAUAUGCCGCUCCCACGUCCGAAUCUUUCACCAUGAACGCGCGCGCUCUCUUCUCGCGCAGCCUUACCCGCGUCGCAGCCUCUCCCUGCAGACUUUCCGCUCCUUCGCAGUCCCAUUUCGCACUGAACAACCCCUCCUUCGGCACAGCCUUCACACACUCACGAAAGAUGGCUACCUUCAAGAAGAUCCAGGUGAAGAACCCCGUGGUGGAGUUGGACGGAGAUGAGAUGACCCGGAUCAUCUGGAAGGAUAUCCGCGAGAGAUUCAUCCUCCCCUACUUAGAUAUCGACCUCAAGUACUACGACCUGGGACUCGAGUACAGAGAUGAGACCAACGACCAGGUCACUAUUGAUGCCGCAGAGGCCAUCAAGAAGUACUCCGUCGGUGUGAAGUGCGCCACCAUCACCCCCGAUGAGGCCCGUGUGAAGGAGUUCAACCUCAAGAAGAUGUGGCUGUCCCCCAACGGCACCAUCCGAAAUGCUUUAGGAGGAACCGUCUUCAGAGAGCCUAUUGUCAUCCCCAGAAUCCCCCGUCUCGUGCCAGGAUGGAAGCAACCCAUCAUCAUCGGCCGUCACGCCUUCGGUGACCAGUACCGUGCCAAGGACACCGUCAUCCCAAGCAACGGUACGCUCAAGAUGGUCUUCACCCCCGAGGGAGGCAAGCCCGAGGAGAUCGAGGUCUUCGAGUUCAAGAACGGAGGAGGAGUGGCCCAGACACAAUACAACACCGACGAGUCCAUCACGGGCUUCGCCCAUGCCAGCUUCAAGCUUGCCCUGAGCAAGGGCCUGCCGCUGUACAUGAGCACCAAGAACACGAUUCUCAAGAAGUACGAUGGCCGCUUCAAGGACAUCUUCCAGGAGAUCUACGACACCACCUACAAGAAGGACUUCGAGGCCAAGAAGAUCUGGUACGAGCACCGUCUCAUUGACGACAUGGUCGCCCAGAUGAUGAAGAGCUCCGGUGGCUACGUGAUGGCGCUGAAGAACUACGACGGUGACGUUCAAUCCGACGUGGUGGCGCAGGGCUUCGGCUCCCUCGGACUGAUGACCUCGGUCCUGAUCACUCCCGACGGAAAGACCUUCGAGUCCGAGGCGGCUCACGGAACCGUCACUCGCCACUACCGCGAGCACCAGAAGGGUAACGAGACCUCCACCAACCCCAUCGCCUCCAUCUUCGCCUGGACCCGUGGUCUCGUCCAGCGUGGUACCCUCGACGGCACCCCUGAGGUCGUCGCCUUCGCUGAGAGCCUCGAGCAGGCCUGCAUUGACACCGUUGACAUCGACGGCAUUAUGACCAAGGAUCUGGCCCUCGCCUGCGGCAAGACCGGCCGCGAGGACUACGUGACCACCACCGGCUACAUGGAAGCCGUCGAGAAGAGACUGAAGACCAUCCUGAAGCAGAAGCUGUAG